Messenger RNA from Plasmodium yoelii, 5346 nucleotides. RefSeq names its product erythrocyte membrane protein. The coding region runs from base 1 to 5346 and encodes 1781 amino acids. Lineage: Eukaryota; Apicomplexa; Aconoidasida; Haemosporida; Plasmodiidae. The record is from RefSeq and is a predicted model, not a curated record. Gene Ontology annotation, molecular function: protein binding. The transcript has a single exon.
AUGAAGAGCGUUGAAUUUGAAGCAAAUUCAAGUUCACACGGAAAUGAAUUAAAUGAAGAUGAUAUUAAUAAAUGCAUUUUAAAUAAAUUAAAUUUAAUUUUUAAUAACAAUAUUAAAUCUAUAUCACAAGAUGAUGAUAAAUUAAUUGAACACGAAUUGAAUCGAAAGGAAAAAACUAAUGAAAUAAGUGAAAUUAAUACAGUAAAUAAUGACACUACUGUCACAAAUGCGAUUGAUAAGCAAAAUAAAUUUAUAAAAAAAAAUAGUUUAAAUGCUGUUGAUCAAAAUAAUAAUGCAUAUAAUGAAGAAAUAAAUAAUUCGAACAGUCUUGAUUCAAAUAACAAUAAUAAUACAAAUAGUGAUGUUACUAGUACCAAUACGAUUGGUAAACAAAAUAUAGCUAUAAAAAAAAGCAGUUUAAAUACUACUGACUCAAAUGACAAUGCAUCUAGCGAAGGAAUAAAUAAUUUAAAUAUUCUUGAAUCAAACAAUAACAAUGCAUGUUGUAAUAUUGAUAAAAAUGCCACAACAAUAAGUAAUACCAAUGGAAAUAGCACUAAUGCUAGUGGUAGUAGCAAACAUACCAUUGAUAAAAACAAUCCUAAUAUUGUAGAUAUAAAUGACACACAUGUAGAUGAUCAAAAUAGUUUUAUAAAUUCGAUUGAAAGAGAUUGCUCCACAAUUGCUAUUAUAAACAAUGGUAACAAUACUGAUAAUACAAUCAGGGAUGCCAAUAAUAUCGACAAUAUUAACAGUGAUCUUAACACGAGAAGUAUCAGCAUUCUUAAUCAACUAAAAAGAGAGAAUUUAUCUGAAAAUGUGAGCGUAAUAAGCAUUGGCGAUUUAUAUAAAUUAAGUUGUGAUGCUUGCUUAAGUAUUGAAUCUAUAAUGAAAAAAAAAAACCUGGGUGAAUUAUUAGCAGGGGAAAAUAAUUGUAAUAAUAAUAUUAAUAAAAAAAAUGAAAGGUGGAAAAGAUAUAUAAAAUGUAUUGAGCCAUUUUUAGACGUUCAUACAAUAAUUAAUUUAAGUCAGACAUGCAAAUUUUUGUAUAAAAGAAAAUACAAAGUAUGGAAUAAUAGAUUAAUAUUCAACAGUUAUUUAGGUUACAAUCCUAAAGUAUUAUAUACAUAUGUAUUCCCAACAAUUUAUAGGCAUAUUCAUAGAUCUGUUAGAAGAAGACUUUGUUUAGAUUUUACUCUUUGCACUUUAAUUAAAGAUAUAACAGUUACUAAUAUAUUGAAUCAAAUAUAUAAUUUUGAUUCAUUAAAUACAAAGCAUUUAUUUAUUUAUAAUUUACAAGAAAUAUAUUUUGAUUAUUGUCAUAAUUUAACUGAUAAAACUUUAGAAGUUUUAGCACAAACAAGGCUUCCUUCAUUGAAAACGUUAAGUAUUAAAUGUGUCAGAAAUAAAUAUUUAACUUGUGCGCCUUUAACUGUUAUGCUAAAAAAGCAAAAUUGGCCAAUCUUUACAAAUUUUAUUUGUUCAUUUUCAAAUUCAUGGUUGGAACCAAUUUUUAUUAUAUCUAAUUUUAUAGUUAAUAGAGCAAAUAAUCAAAAUCAUUUAAUUUAUCAUAAAUUAAAAAAUUUAAGAAAAACUUUAGAAAAUAUGAAAAAUUUUGAUAGUACCCAUAAUAAUGUUAAUACAUCUUUGGGUACUUCGAUAGACGAAAGUAAUAAAAAAAUUAUUAAUGAAAAUAAUAAAUAUAAUUUUAUGAGUUUACAAAGCUGUGUAGAUGCAAGUAGCUUAUACAAAUUAAAUAUAAAUGAUUAUUCAUCUACUACUAACAAUCAUCAUACUAAUAAUAAUAAAAAAUUCAAAUCAGCACUUAAUAGUGAAACUGAAUUUAGUAUUAGCCAAUCUGAAACAAAUAAUAAUUUUAGUCUUUUUAAUAAUUUUCUAUAUAACACUAUGAGACAUUUUGGAUAUUCGUCGAGACUUUCAAAUAAUUUUAAUUAUAAAGAUUAUAAUAAUACUUAUCCACAAAAAAAUUCCAUUGUAAAUAGAAAGGAUGACACAAAUAAUUCUCAUAGUUCAAAUGGAAGUGUAUCUAACAAUAAUAGUAAUGUUAACAAUUCCAUGAGCAAUUUCACAGGUGUUACUUCGAAAAAAAACAUGAAUAUAUCCAUAAAUAUCGAUACAAGUAAUAUAAAUGCAAAUGAACAAGGCCCAAAUAAACAAAACAAUAUAGACAAUCUUCAUCCUGCAGGGCAUUCUGUAUCGACUGGCAAGUUUCAUAUCUCUUUGAGCAACAAUGGUAAUAUUGGCUGUGAUGGAAAUGCAUCAUCCCUAAUUUCAAAAUCAGAGCCUAACGUAAAUGCUGGGAAUACUAUUUGUGAAAUGAAAGGACAAAUAAAUGAUGGUAGUGGUGAGAAAGAUGCGAAUAAUUAUAGUAAUAAUUCUACAGCUGAAGAAAUUGAAAAUAUGAUUCCAAAUAGUGAUAAUAAAGGAAAUGAUUCCUUUUCAUGGGCCUGCAAAAUGCGGAAUACUGAUGGGGUUCUUACAGAGUCGGAAAAUAAAAGAAGUAAAAGAAAAAGUCGAGAUAAAGAAUCUUUUGAAAAUGAUGGAGAAGAGAAAAAAGUUCCUAAAAUAAGAGAUGAAGAAAAAAAUAAUGAAAAAUCAAAUUUCGAAGAAUAUACAGAAGAUAGUUUACUACAAGAUGGUAAUGAUACAAAAGAUAAUAUGAAAAAUAAAAAUAUGGUAAAAAAAGAUUUAAUAGAAGAAAAAAAAAGUAGAAAUAGUUUUAAUAAUAAAAAAAACAAAUUAUUAACAGCAGAAAAUAUAUUUUGUAUGAAUAUAUUACAUAAUAAUGUAAAUACAUUUGAUGAAGAAGAAGAAGAUGAUGAUGACGAUGAAGAAAACAAUUUGAAUAAAUGCAAAUGCAAUGGAAAUUCAUGUAUAUAUACCCCUGAUGAAAUAAAUUUUAAAUGUGAUUGUGAUGAUUGCCCAUUUGCUAAUGGAUAUAAAAAUUUAAUUAGUGUUGAUGAUCCAUAUAUACAAUCCCAUUUUGUUCAUCCCAAUUUAGAUAUUUUAGGAUCAUGGGGUAGUAAGUGUUUUUUAGAAAGUAUAGGAUUAGACAUAUAUGUAAAGGGUUACAGUGUUGCAUUAAAAAAUGAAAAUGUAAAAAUUUGCGUUAAAUUAAGUAAAAAAAUUCAAGAUGAAUUAUACGAACUAAGUAAAAGUGAAAAAUAUAAAAAUAAUAAUUUAGUAUAUUUAUUAAGAGAUAAAGGUAGUGAACUUUUAUCAAAUACACCAUUAACUAUUGAAACCGAUGAAAAUGGUGGAAUUGAUAUAUGGACUUUACCAAUAUCUUUAGCCAUUAGUAAGAAGAAUAGAUAUUUAUUUUAUUUAGUUUUAAAGGGAGGUGCAAAAGUUGAUAUAUGGGAUUAUCUUGGGAAAUCUCCUUUGUAUAUAGCCUGUGAAAAUGAGUGUAAAGAGUUUGUUGAAGUUUUAAUAGAUGAGCGAAGAAAUAGAAAAAAAAAAAAUAAUAUAAUGCAAUGCUACUCUAAAGGUUUAUAUAAUAUAGAUAGAGAAGAUUCAAUAGCUAAUUGUCAUGGAAAGAAUAUAUGUGUCGAUGAUUUGAAUAAAAAAAUGUCCUAUAGUAAUGAAGACAUUAAGAAAAUGAGUAUUACAGAAUUGGGGAAAGUUGCAGAUUCCGAAACGGUGAACAAUGGAAAUAAUAUUAACAGUAACACUGUUAUCGCGAAUCAUAUUAACGAUAAUAAUAAUAUUAACGGAAAUAAUAACGUUAUUAACAAUGGAGAAGAUUUUAAAAGGAUCGAUACUUCCAAUCCCUUUAAAAAUGAGCCAAGGUAUGAAACUAGAAAUGAUGUAUCAUCUUUAUGGGGAAUACAUCACAAUUCAAAUGGCAGGAAUAAUGGAAAUAGUAACACUAGUAGGAGUAAUAUAGAAAAACGACUUAGUGAAAAAAUAAAUGAAACACAAAAAGAUAAUAAUAUAAAUGAAAAGGAAAGUUCAAAUAAAGAAUUAGUGCCCAAUAAUGUAAACAUUGAUAUAAAUAAUUCAUAUGAAAUAAAUAAUUCAUAUGAUUUUGAUGCACCAAAUUUCGAAGGAAUAAAAAAAAAUGAUAAUUUUAAUAAUUUAUGUAUAAGUCCAUAUGGUAAUAAAUGUGAUAAUUAUUAUGUUACAUAUCCUAUUGAUAUAGAAAAUGGAUAUAUACCUUUAAAUAUUGCUAUUAAAAAAAAAAACUUUUCAAUAGUUAAUUCAUUAGUUGAAAGUGGAGAAAGAUUAGAUAUUAAGUGCCCAUAUGUAAGAGAUUAUAAAUCUCCAUUAUAUUUAGCAUGUGAAAAUAAUAUAAGUGAAAUUAUACAAUUAUUAUUAGAAAAAAAAGCAAAUCCUAAUUGGUGUUAUCAUAAUAAAUUUACCCCCAUUCUAUUGGCUUAUAAUUUAAAUAAAGCAUGGGUUAAUCAUUUUCUUGAUGCUGGGGCAGGAGAAAAAGCAUGUGAUAGACAUAUUUUAACAGAAUUAAUUUCAUGUGCUAUAUUUAAAAAGGACUUAUCUACAGUUCAAUUAUUAUUAAAGAAAUAUCCCCAACUAUUACAAAAAGGACAUAAAUUAUGGUCUUUACCAUUUAUUCAAGCAGCUAAAUUAGAACGAUUAAAUAUAUUAAAAUAUUUAUAUUCAUUAAAAAAAGAAAUAAUUAAUCAGUUGGAUGCUAAUAAUGUAUUGUCACCUAUACAUGCUGCUGCAGAAGAAGGAAAUGUUGAAAUUAUAAAAUUUUUGAUAGAAAAUGAUGUUAAUAUAAAUUUAACAAAUAAAUAUCACCAAAAUGCUUUACAUAUUGCCUGCUUAGAAAAUCAAGAAAAAGUUGCACAGUUAUUAAUAGCAAAUAAUGUCGAUGUUAAUUGCAAAGAUAAUAUAAAUGGAGAAUGCCCAUUAAUGAUUUGUAUCAGAACAAGAAAUGAAAAUUUAGCUAUGUUAAUAUUAAAUGAAAGUAAAAAUAUUAAUUAUAAUUUAACAAAUAUCCAUGGAGAAACUUCUUUAAUUUAUUCAAUAUUCUAUGGAUUAUAUGAUGUAGCUGAUAUAUUGAUGGCAAGAGGCGCUGAUGCUUCGGUAAGAGAUAUUAAUGGAGAUAAAUCUUACAACGUCGCAUGUGAGCGUGUCUUAUCUAAUAGAGCUUGUAAAAACGUUUUGAAAAAAUUUCUUAAAUUAUAUAGAUCACAAAAUAAAAAUUUCUUACCCCAAAAAAAUAAAAUUAAUAAAAAAAACAAAUUUUACCAAUCUUACCAAACUAUAAACCAAAGUUUUUUUAGUAUAUUUCGUAUUAAAAAAGAGCAAAAGGAUAAAAAAAGCAUAUCCUAUUCUAUAGAUAAUGAAAGUAUUCAGUAA